Messenger RNA from Salpingoeca rosetta, 2215 nucleotides. RefSeq lists its product as uncharacterized. The record is from RefSeq and is a predicted model, not a curated record. Gene Ontology annotation, molecular function: protein binding. The transcript is spliced from 11 exons. NCBI's taxonomy places the organism in Eukaryota, Choanoflagellata, Craspedida, Salpingoecidae. Bases 111 to 1691 code for a protein of 526 amino acids.
CACAGAAUUCUUUAUUCUCCAAUCCAAACACACACCGCCAGCGACCAAAAAGGACAACAACAUCCACCUCACCACCAAGCAGACAGACAGACACGAACGAGGCAAAAGCGAUGGCACUGCGUGUUGAGUGGAAGCCAGUGAGCGGCAACGGCCCACGGGAGCGGUCGGCCCACGCGUGUGCAGUGGACGAAGCAUCUGGUCGCUUCGUCCUCCACGGCGGCGUUACCGUCAACGCAGAUGGCGACCCCAUCCCAAACGGUGAUGUGUGGGUGCUCAAGAACUUGGACAGCGCGCCCCAGUGGGAGCCCGUCCGCGCAAAGGGCGACGUCCCGUGCAAGCGAGAGGGCCACACGUUGACCUACGUGCCUGCUAAGAACAUGUUCGUCCUCUUUGCUGGCAGUGACGGUGCGCUGGAGAAGGAGUUCAACGACGUGUACACCCUCGACGAGUCGCUCACCUGGAAGCGCGUGGAGACAAAAGGCGUGCCACCGGCGCCGCGCCUGAACCACGCAGCCGACGUGGUGGACGAUGCGCUGUAUGUGUUUGGCGGGUUUGAGGAUGGCCAGGCCAAGAACGACAUGUUCAAGCUGGACCUCAACACGAUGAUGUGGACGCCCGUGCACGCCAACAACCCGCCCAGCCGCCGCUGCAACCACAGCAUGACCGCGGUUGGCUCCAAGCUGUAUGUGUUUGGUGGCCGUGGAGGCGAAGCCACCCUCUACAACGAUCUGUUCUGCUUCGAUACCGAGUCUCGUGCGUGGACGGCGGUCAAAGCUGGUGGUCAGCCGCCAACAGCACGCGACUUUCACUCUGCAGCCACUUUUGGCGACAAGGUGUUUGUGUUUGGCGGCUCAAUGGAGAUUGAGUCCAAGGACAUCUUCACCUACUACAACGACGUCGUCGUCUUCGACACAACGCGCCAAGCGUGGGUUCGCCCCCAGGUCAGUGGCGCAGUCCCCUCCGUGCGCUGGGCACACGCGGCCGCCGUCUACAAGAACAAGAUGAUUGUCUUUGGCGGCACCGCCAACGACGUGGAUCUCAGUGACACGCACAUCCUCACCAUCACCGAUGCGACGGUGAAGCCUGCUGCUCCGCGUCGUAAGCCGAGCGUCGGCCCACCGGCAAAGCCAAAGCCAGCCCCAAAGCAGGAGGCGCAGUAUGAGCGGACCACGCCGCCAGACAUCACAUACGACGUGCCGAACCCGGCUCCCGCCCUGCGCCGCCGCGUCACUCCAAAGGCCAUCACCGACGUCGCCCCGCGCGAUUUCGAACGCGUGCAGUCGCAGAUGAUCCAGUCCAUCGAAGACCUCUUUCGCAAGAUUAAAGGCGAAUACCAGCAGAUUGACCGCCUGCGCGCCGAGCUCAUCUCGGACCGCGAGGCGUUUGAGAAGGAGAAGGCCGAGAACGAGGCCCUCUUUGAGUCCCAGCAGCAGUCCAUGCAGCACUUGCAGGAGACGCACCGCCGCGAGACGGAGGCGUGGCUUGCUGCCCGGCGCAAGGAGAACGACGACGAGCGCAGGAAGAUUGCAGAGGAGUGGGCGCGCGUGAAGAAGGAGGAAGAGCGACUGAAGGGCGUUGAAACGCAACUCAAGUCCGAUCGCAAUGCCCUUGAAACGGAGAAGACAGACUUUGAGAAGCGCCGCAAGAAGAUGGAGGCUAUCAUGGCGCAGUUUGAGGGCCUCAACAGCUAGGGUGUCACAACAUCGUUGCCACUUGGCACCAUCACUUCCGUACCCCGCAUCUCAUUUGUGCUUUGCGUCCAGUCCUGUUGCUUUUCUUGCCGACUUGCGUCCACUGAUGUUGCAAGACACAGUGGAUCAAACAAGUAGCAUGCAUGGGUGCCACUGUUCUUCCCCACACCAAGCGUUUCCACUUCCGUUCCUGUUGCCCCCUUCACCACAUCCAUGUUACGUUCAUGUUGAGUCCUCCCCCUGUACAAGGUGUGCAUGGCUGUUUCUUACGCAACAGCAGCAACAGCAGCAACAGCCGCAGCCAUCACCCCGCCGUGGAGUGGGUCGUGCCGGCGCUUCCCUUCAGUGUGGCUGUCGUGUUGCUGUUGUGUUGUGUUGGUUUGCCGUUCGAUUUUUCUUGUAGCCCUUCUCCUCCUACCUUCGCCUUUCCCUCCCCCAAUACCAUUUCCUGCCGCGUCUGCAAUGAAUGUGUAAUCGACAUGAGCACAACUGCACACAUUGCACGCACUCCUGCAAGCUUGCUC